Coniosporium apollinis CBS 100218 is the source of this 1425-nucleotide messenger RNA. RefSeq lists its product as uncharacterized. The record is from RefSeq and is a predicted model, not a curated record. Bases 1 to 1425 code for a protein of 474 amino acids. The transcript has a single exon. NCBI's taxonomy places the organism in Eukaryota, Fungi, Ascomycota, Dothideomycetes.
AUGGGCCGCACCGAACCCGUAAUCAACCUCAAGCCUCAAGCAUAUAGAAAAGACGCCCGCGCGAAGGCAGCCAAAGCAACCGCGUCCAAAACGAUCCCCGCCCUGCUGACCUCCGACCGCCGCGCCCGCGCCGGUGUCGACGCCGCCGAACUGAUCGUCAACCCUCCCGCCGCCUCACCCAGCACAUCUUCCAGCCAACUCACCGCGUCCAACACCAAUGUUGCCGUCCCAGCGCCUCCUCCAGCGCCUCUUCGUAUACGACUUCAGGUCGCGGACUGCCUCACCGCCGCGCGCACCCUCCUCUCCCUCCCACCAGCAAAGUCCCCGCCGAAACCCCCACUAAAAGCCCCACCCAGAGUCGCACUCCUCAAUCCAGCCUCUCCCCUCCACCCCGGCGGCGGCUUCCUGAACGGAGCUACCUCGACCGAGGAGUUUUUAUGUAUGCGCACCACGCUUCUGCCCUCGCUGCGGGAUGAGUUUUAUCGACUUCCGGAUCUGGGAGGGGUAUGGAGUCCUGAUGUGUGUGUUUUUAGGGGAGGGGGGUGGGAGGGGGGGACGGGUGUGGAGCUUGGGAAGGGGGGGAGGUGGUACGUCGAUGUUUUGAGUGCCGGAAUGUUGAGGUUUCCUGAUGUUGUCGAAGUCGAGGUUGAGGGAGGUAGGAGUGGGAAGGCAGAAGUGGCGGGAGAGGAGAAGGGGGGCACGGAGAGGAGGUACGCGAGCGUCAAGGACCGAGAUAUGGUCCUCCGCAAAAUGAGGGCGGUGAUGCGGAUCCUGUGUCAGAAGAAGGUGGAGAAGGUCGUCCUGUGUGCGUGGGGCUGCGGCGCGUAUGGGAAUCCGGUUGGCGAGGUUGCACGGGCGUGGCGGAAAGUGUUACUAGGUGGGGGUGACGAGGGUAAGCGGAAGAGAGGCAGUAAGGGAGGUGCCGCAGAAGAGACCUGGGAGGGAGUGAAGGAGGUGAUGUUUGCGAUCGCGGAUCGACGCAUGGCUGAGGGGUUUGCAAGGUGCUUUGGCGCGGGCCUGGAGGUUGAGAUGACGGAGUCGAAUGAGGGUGUGGAGGCAAAUCCAGAGGACGACGGGUCGACGCAAGCUAUCGAGGAGCUGCAGGCCAAGGUUGCGGAAUUGCGGAUACAGAUUAGCCAAGUCAGGAGUCCGCAUCUGAAGUCACGCUUGCAGGAGAUCCUUAGCGGCCUGGAGAAGGAUUUGGCAGACAAGGCAGGGUCGGCUUUGAGCGAGUCAAGCGGAGCCGAACACGAAGGCGGAACUGAGGACGGCUUAGGCGGAGAGAGUAGCAUAGCCGAGGAAGUUCUUGAAGUAGAGGACGACGAUCAGGACGAAGUCAGUGAGGAGGACGAGAUUUCAGAAGGCUAUGUUGGCUCGUCUGAAGAUGAACCACACUCUGUAGAUGAGUCGUACAAGAAGAGCUAG